Molecule: messenger RNA, 6534 nt
Organism: Rotaria sp. Silwood2
Lineage: Eukaryota; Metazoa; Rotifera; Eurotatoria; Philodinida; Philodinidae
Source: the annotation of a GenBank genome assembly
AUGGUUUUCGCACAUUUAGUCGCCUACUUGCUCGAUAAAUUUUUGGGCGACUACAUUGAAAAUUUAGAUUCGAAACAACUCAAAAUUGAUUUAUGGCAUGAAAAUUCCAAAACGGUGUCCAAGCACAAAGAUACAUUUUUGGAACGAUUACAAUUACAUAUUCUUCGUAAUCUAACAUUGUCAAUAAGCAAUAUUCAUAUUGCUUAUGAAGAUAAAACAACAAAACCUGAUCAUCCAUUUUCAUUUGGUAUUACACUCAACUACAUCAAACUUUACACAACUAAUUAUGAAUGGGUACCUGUGGUAUCGAAGGAUGAGUCACCAAUUAUAUACAAAUUAGGAGAACUGAAUGCCUUGUCCAUUUAUUGGAAAUCUGAUGUUAAAUCUCAGUCAGAAUUAUCACAGGAGAACAUUAUCGACAAAUUACAAGCAAAUAUCGUCAAGAAGGAGAAUACAGCACCAGAUCACAUGACUUAUAUUUUACGACCACUAAAUAUAAGCGUUAAAAUAAAAAUUGCUGCCACACCUCAUGAGCAAGAUUAUGCACGACCAGUAUUUGAUGCUAAAAUCGAUUUAGAUUAUAUCAGUUUAAAUAUCAAUCGUAAUCAGUAUUGCGAUCUACUCGAUCUACUCGAAUUUCAAGAUCAUCUCAAUUUGGAAUUGAAAUAUAUUAAAUAUUAUACUAUGAUCGACAAUAAUUCUACAGAUAAACUAAGUGUCCGACGAUGGAAAUUUGCCUAUGUUGCUAUUUUAAAUGAAGAAGUUCGACCGCGACUUGCAUCGUACAAAUGGGAAAAUAUCAAGACUAAUCUUGACCGAUUUCGCGAGUAUCAUGACAUUUACUUUCAAGUAUUGACUGGUAAUGCAAGCAAACAGCAAAAACAACGUGCUGAAGAACUAGAAAGAAAGAUCGAUGUAUUCAAUUUGCUUGUUAUUCGUCGAACUGUUGAAAUUGAGAUUAAAAAGAAGAAAGCUGAACAAAAAGAACAGGGUUGGUGGGACAAAUUGACCAGUUGGUGGACUGGUGAGUCGAACAAAGAGACUUCAGGUAGACUCAAAGUAAUUGCUUCUGCCGCUGUACCCGAUGUUUGUUUGAUAUUCAAACGGUGUCCAGCCAAAUCAGGUUUUCUAUUUGUUAUCGAUUUGGGCUCAUUCAAAGUAUUUGGUGUUACUACCGAUACAAUCGAAAUAGAGAAGUCGAAUGAUAAUCGUCCCGUUCUUGCUAAACCGGCGAAUGAAAUACAAUUAAAAGAAAAAGAUCUAUUGCAUAUCGAAUAUGAAACUAAUCCAUUGGAUAAAUCAUCUGAAAAUCGUAUACAAGUUAUAUUACAAUCGCUCGAGAUCACUUAUGAUGCGUUUACUAUCAACAAACUUGUCGAAUGUUUCCAGCCUGAUAAAAAGCGUGAUUUACAAGGUUGGAAGAUCGAUGUACAAAUUUCAGCUAUUGAUGGUCGAUUGUAUGAUACACAUAUUUUCGAAAUUAUCAAACUUUUUCAAUCCAUACCACUUCCUGAAUCAAAAGAAGAAGAAGUAGAAACUGAAAUACUUGUAGAGUCAACAACGUUUGAAGUCACUGUGCCUCGUCGAAACACGAAAAAAACAUUGGAAGCAGUGGAAAGUAUGACACCAGUACAAAAAAUCUUGCAAGAAGCAGCUAGUGCCGAAGCGGAAGAUAAAACAAAUGAGCAGACGCCAGCAGAGAUCGUCAAGAAAAAAGUCGAUUUACAAGAGCAAAUAAUAGAACUUGAAGCUACUUUUGAACUUCCACGAAUUCAUCUACUCAUCGAAGAGUCUCUAUCGGAUUCAUCGAACGAUAGUCAACCAUUUGUUCGUAUUACACUUUUAUCAAUGAUUGCUCGAGCUACAAUGAAAACAUUCGACAUCGACUUCAAUGCAUCUCUUGCAGAUUUUAGUAUUGUUCAUGAACAAUUUGUUACUAAUAAUAAUGAUCGACUUUGUUUAAUUGCUAUGGAAAGACUUCGCGACCGAGAAAAUGGCACACUAAUUAGUAUCAGUGGCUUAUUGACAUCACCUGUAAAUCCGAAUUUUGCAUCUGCUCCUUACUAUGCAAUCGAAAAUCAGAUACGUGUACAUAUUGGCAAACCUGUUCUGAUGCUACAAUUGGAAGCACUUCUGUCCAUUAUUAGAUUUAAAAAUGAUAUCAUGGAAAAGAUAUCGAACGAACAACAUCUUUUAUCGGACAAAAAAGUGACAAAAAGACGAACUGCAUCGAAAGGGAAUCCGAAACAUGUCGUAAAGAAGGAUCCGGCAUCAGGAAUGCCGACGUUUCAAAUCGAGGCUCAUCUAGAAGGAUUACGUGCAAUAAUUGGACUCGAAUUCUUUCAAAUAAUUGAUAUUCAAAGUCAAGGCCUUCGUGCCCAUAUAUUGAAUUCGGUCGAAAAAACAUCAGCCCAUUUGAUUCUUACUGAUUUGCGUGCCUUUGAUCCUAAUCCAAAAGCACGCUAUCGUCAUAUUAUCUCGCAACGAAGCACUGAUAAACAACUGUUACGCGUUGAUUUUACUCUCUUCAAUUAUCCAAAAAAUUACGAAAAAACACUUGACGAUAUCGAUUGUGAAAUCAAAAUACAAUUGACUAAAAAAACUGAACGUGACGUUUCUUCAAACGAGCCAACUGCUGUCUCUGAAACAAUGGACAAAUUUCAAAAUCAAGCACGCAAACUUCGUCUCGAUGUAACACUCGAUGCACCGAGCAUACUUGUUCCAACAAGUUCUUAUUCGAACGAAGGACUCUUUAUUGAUUUGGGUCUAUUAACGGCAGAAACACAUUUUACCGAUAAUCCAAAGCGUUCAUCUGUCGAGCAACAAGUAGUCAUCAUGAAAAAUUUAUUAGCAAGCCGAGUUCAACUCGGCAAAAACAAUGAAACACGCGGUGACAUUAGUCUAUUUAAAUGUGCUGAACUCAGUACAUUAAUCGAUCGUCUGUUAUAUCCGGACAAGAUCCAGAAUGAACCACAGAUUUCUAUUGUAGCCAAUUGGGAUAUUAUUCAAUUUACACUAGCAAAAGAUGACUAUGCAUGUAUAAUGAAAAUAUUUAAGGAAAACUUUUCAGAAAAGAUUUACCACAAGAUACCGAAGCCUGCUGUUCAAGAAAAAACUGAAUAUAGGCAAACGAGUCAAAACAAUGUCACUGUCACAAACAAAAAUCAAGAAAAUUUAAAUACUAAUCAAAUCUCGGAAAAAAUUCAUUUCAACGCUGAAAUAAAGACGAUUGCUAUAACACUCUAUCUGAGUGAAUCAAAAUUGAUCACUCGACACGCAUCACGUAAUGAAAAUUUAAAAUUUCUUGAUUUGAGACUUGAAACGCUCAAAGCUCACUUUCGACAAUUGUCCGAUUCGAGUUACGAUGGUAAAGCACAAAUACAAACGCUCUUAUUAGAUGAUCUACGCGAAACAAAUAAAUCUAAUAGUAUUACACGUAUGAUCGAUCGAAACUUCAAUGUCGAUCCAAAUGCAUCUAUGUUCACAGUUACUCUCGAAUUUAAAAAAGAAAAUGAACAACAAUCUAGUGGUGUUCGACAAGUCAAUGCUCAACUUGAAAGUUUUUAUAUUUGUAUGAGUUCAGACUAUUUUAUGGCAUUAUAUGACUUUUUCAUCUCGAGUCUGUCAUUAAGUGAUGAGAAGAAACCGCAUCCAUCAAUUAUGUAUUCAGAAACAUCGUCUGAUAUUGAUUAUGAUAUGCCACUACCAGCAAAACCCAUAUCAACAUUCCGUCGAUCGAAUCGAUCAUUCAGUGGUGCAUUAGAAUCUACAUUACGUUCACCUAAGAGACCGUCCGAGACUCUCUCUACGACCCAAGAUGCAUCCCCCGAAGCUGGUGAUUAUCUUCAUAGUAACAUUAAUAUCGUAAUUAAAAGCCCAGAAAUUAUUUUACUUGAAGAUCAACAUAAUAAUAAUUCGAACUGUCUUGUACUUAGUCUUAUUUUGAAUUUGAAAAUAAUCGAAAUUAAACUUGAACUUGGCACAGGCUCAUCGACUAAACCAGUGAUAGCUAUGUGCCUUUCUAAUAUGUUUGUUGAUGUGAAAAAUUGGUCCAGUGAUAUAAGUAUUUCGUCUAAAAUCCAUGUUGAAUUAGCCUUAUUCAAUGAUAAUUUAUUGGCAUGGGAGCCACUUAUUGAACCAGUUAUUAAUGAACGUGGUGAAGUUGUAUGUCCAUGGUGUAUUACAUGUUCGACCUCAAGUCAUGAAGAAGACGAAGAAAAUGACGAUGAGUCACGAUUCUUGCUUGAUGACCCAAAAUCAUCUUCGAAUAUUGAACAAAAACCAAAAGAUGAUAGUGUGAGUUUGGAUGCUAAACAGGUUAUUUAUGUUCGAGCUGAUCAUUUGCUCAACGUCACCAUAACAAAGACGAUGCUGAGUCUUGUGCAACGUCUUUCCACUAUGAUUAAAGAUGCUUAUAAUAAACAAUCGCCCUGGAAUGAAGAUGAUAAUGAUCGAUCAAUGUUAUCAAUACACAAUAUGACAGGAUAUGAUAUUUACAUUGAUAAUUUAAGCGGAAUUAAGUUUCUCGAAGAUAAGAAAUUAGAUACUCCAAUUCAUCUCAAAAAUCAUGAUUCAAUUCCAUUGACAGUACCUGAUGAACGAUUAUCGGCGACACGAAUUCCAGCUAUUUCUGAACAAAUCUCUAAUAGAAGACAAGAAUUUUCUGUUAUAAUCACCAAUCAAGUCAAAACACUAGAUAUCAAUCAAACAUGGAGACGAAUAUUUGAUUUGGGUCCAUCACCUAUUCCAGAUUGGCCUAUUCAAUUGCUUUGUGAUUCUCAAAUAUACAAUGAUCGUCGACGAAUAGUUCUAAGUUCAAUCAUCAAAAUAUUCAACAGAGCUACAAUGCCAGUGAUGAUUUUGGAUAUUGAUUCAGUUGAACUGGGAACAUAUCGUGAAGUAGCUCGUGUCGAAGCCAAUGGAGAGUUGUAUCUUCCACUUGAACUAGUUUAUGUGCGCAUGAAUUCACGUUUAUUUAUUAGUAUCGAAGAAGCUAAGUCUACCAAUGGAGUUCAGGAUUUUAUUUCAUUCGACUGGGCAAUUGAGUCUUCUGCUGAUCGUGUAUUGAAGAUGAAAAAUGGCAAAGAUGCUAAUCUUGUUUUCUACAAAGAAUCCAAGGAAGCUUAUUCAGAAAAUACUGAUGAACCUAUUCGAACUUCAUUUCAUGUCUACGUCAAACUGGCUCUUCAUCUCAUUAAUCUUUUAUCGCUUGAUAUAGAGUGUUGGAUUGACGGUCAUAUACGUCUUUUCAGCAAAGAACAAGAUGAUGCAAUGUCAGAAUGGUCUGAAGGCUUUUCACUUGAUGUAAUUAAAAGUACAGGAAUGGCUAGUUGCAAAGUAGCUAAUGAUAGAACAUAUAUGAUUGAAAUUGAAGUUACUGAAGCACAAUCGGACACAGAAGAGGAACAAUGGAGAUCAGUAAAGCCUGAAGAAAUUAUUCCGUUUUGGCCACGUAAUAUGGAAGGAGCUGUUAUGUGUGUUCGUUAUACGCAUAAUCGAAUAUCAUCAACUGCAUUCUCAUUCACUCAAAAACAUCGAACAUUGUUGUAUAUGAAUGACGAAGAGCGUCCAGCACUUCAAGUUGAAGUUAUUGCAACUGAUUUUGAUGGAUUUCGUGUCGUUUUUGGCGAUUACAAGAUCGGAGAUGCGCCUGUCUUACUGGUCAACUGUUUGAAAUAUUUACCGAUUGGAUUCUGUCAAGCAACUGAUAUACGAACGCAAGUCUUGCCACCAUUACACUAUGUUUAUUAUACGUGGGUCAACCCAUUAAAACCGCGAACAUUAGUUGUCGCGUGUCAUGAUCAAAGUGUAUCAAUAGAACUUAACUCACUUUGUGGUGUUCUUGAAGCAAAAGAUCUACAACCUGUAUACUAUGCCGUAUUUCAAGAUGGUCCUCAAACAGUAUUACUUUUCUCUGAAGAAACAGAUCUUAUUAAAGCUGUUACAAAUAUGCCAUCAUUAGGAGAAUCAAUGAAACAACAUAUACAAGUUGGCAUUCGUGAUAUUGGCAUAGCGAUAAUCGAUGAUAUCGCUCGAAACGAUUUGUUUUAUAUUAGUAUAAGUAAAUCUAAAGAUAUCUGGAUGGAGAGCAGCAAGUCUCAUAUGAAACCACUUUCGUAUGAUCUCAAUAAACAUGUGGAUGAGCAAUACGAAUCAUACAUCAAAGAUCACAAUGCUCAUCCGAAUGAUGAAAAAUUUGCAAGCAAGAAAUAUCGUAUUGAUGAAAAUCGCGAUGUUUCUUUCGAUGAAGAUACUGCCGAAUUGACCGAUCAUCAAGAUCAUCUAGUACGUAUUAAACGACAACCACUUGAUGGACUCUGGGUUGGAUUUGCUUGGUCGACAAGCAAUUCUGCUCUUCAUCUGCGCAUCAAUCGUGUACAAAUUGAUAAUGAACAUGAAUUCACUUUAUUUCCAGUUGUUCUUAAUUCAAUUGUUUCUAAAGCAGCAGGCACCGAUAUACCUGGAAAACCAUUCAUUGAAUUAAGUCUAUUCAAAACAACAAUAGCUCGAUCGAAUACGACACAUAUUAAGUAA